Messenger RNA from Trematosphaeria pertusa, 1772 nucleotides. RefSeq names its product ethanolamine-phosphate cytidylyltransferas-like protein. The transcript is spliced from 5 exons. The record is from RefSeq and is a predicted model, not a curated record. NCBI's taxonomy places the organism in Eukaryota, Fungi, Ascomycota, Dothideomycetes, Pleosporales, Trematosphaeriaceae. Gene Ontology annotation, biological process: phosphatidylethanolamine biosynthetic process. Gene Ontology annotation, cellular component: cytoplasm. The coding region runs from base 178 to 1668 and encodes 496 amino acids. Gene Ontology annotation, molecular function: ethanolamine-phosphate cytidylyltransferase activity.
CACCACUCGUCCAAGACCUCGCCAGCCACGUGCGACGGUUGGACGGCCGCGCUUCUCGCUUCUCCGCCUCUUGAGUCGCGACAGCUUGGCCUAUCCAACGACAUCCCUCCCAUUCAUACUUGCAACCAUUCGUACUUGCGUCAGCUCGACCGCCGGAAACCCCGCAGCCCCACCAUCAUGAUCCGUAGACAGAGCGCAAAGGGAGAAUGGAUUCCCUCUUCAGGGCAGUGGCCGGUCGGCCCGCAGGAGGAUGUCGCCAUUGACAAAAGCCGCAUCUGGGUCGACGGGUGCUUCGACUUUAGCCACCACGGCCAUGCCGGCGCCAUGCUGCAGGCGCGCCAGCUAGGCACGGAGCUGCUCGUCGGUGUGCAUUCGGACGAAGCGAUCCUCGAGAAUAAGGGCCCGACGGUGAUGCGCCUGGACGAGCGUGUAAUGGCAGUCGAGGCCUGUCGCUGGGCAACGCGAGCGAUACCGAAAGCGCCGUACGUCACCUCGCUGCCAUGGAUAUCACACUACGGGUGUUGGUUCGUGGUUCACGGAGACGACAUCACCUCGGACAGCAGCGGGCAGGACUGCUAUCGCUACGUGAAAGCCGCAGGGAGGUUCAAGGUCGUGAAGCGAACACCAGGCAUAUCAACAACCGACCUCGUCGGGCGCAUGCUGCUAUGCACGAAGACGCACUUUAUACAAUCGCUAGAGAAGAGGUUGGCAGGCGAGGAGGGGCCUGGUGGAGAGGACGAGCGCAAAGAGACAGGAUCAGCUAUGCUGCAGCGGAUAAAGGACUACGCGACAGACGCAACAGGUCUUGCUCCGGGCUGCGACGUGUGGUACUGGCAUGCAUCGAAGCCUGCGAAGCUCCGGCGGACCACGCAGAGCUCGUCUAGCGAACGACGGCCGAGCGCACCCGGUCGCCAGGAAUCGGCCAACUCAACUCAUCAGCAUCAUCAUCACCAUAGCUCUGUAAAGGAAGAGAAGGGCAAGUUUCAGCAGCUGGUAGAGGGCAAGGGGGUCAAGCCGGGGCAAGCAGUUGUCUAUGCCGAUGGAGGAUGGGACCUGUUUUCUUCGGGCCAUAUCGAAUUUCUCCGGCUGGUCAUCGAUGCUGAAGAGAGCGCCGCAAAGGAGAGGGGAUGGUACACUGAAGAAGCCAAGGGAGAGCGAGUAGAAAAGACUGGCGGAGACUAUGGGCCUGUGUUCCUGGUCGCGGGGAUCCACGACGACGAAGUAAUAAACCACUGGAAGGGCAUCAACUACCCCAUCAUGAACAUCUUCGAGCGCGGGCUCUGCGUCCUGCAAUGCAAGUACAUCCACGCCGUCGUCUUCGGCUCCCCCUUCUCGCUCUCGAAAGCCUUCCUCUUGACGCUCCCUUACGGCACCCCAUCAUCCGUCUACCACGGCGUCACCAAUUUCAUGCCGCUCACAUACGACCCUUACGCCUCCGCGAAAGCCCUCAACAUCUACCGCGAAGUUGCCAACCACAACUACCAAGACGUUAAUGCCGGAGAGAUAGUAGAUAGGAUCAUGAAGGGAAGAGCAAUGUACGAGGAGAGGCAGAAGUUGAAGGGCGAGAAGGGCGUUACGGAGGAGGCCGAGAAGCGGAGGCAGGAGCUGGAGAGGGAGGCUGAAAGGGAGAGGAGGAAGAGGGAGGUUGAGGGGCAGUUUGGGCUGUAGGACGCUGUUUUUCGUAGUAGUGGGAUUGUUAUAGCAUGAAUGGCUUACUAGAACGACUUGCUUGCAUGCAGAAUCUUCGAUAUUCAACAAUCAAGAGGCCUUAG